This is a messenger RNA of Telopea speciosissima, 435 nucleotides long. RefSeq lists its product as uncharacterized. Bases 1 to 435 code for a protein of 144 amino acids. Gene Ontology annotation, molecular function: nucleic acid binding; RNA-DNA hybrid ribonuclease activity. The transcript has a single exon. The record is from RefSeq and is a predicted model, not a curated record. Lineage: Eukaryota; Viridiplantae; Streptophyta; Magnoliopsida; Proteales; Proteaceae.
AUGGCUCUUCAUUGUGAUGGGUCUUUGUUGGCGGAUACGGCUUCUUAUGGAGGUCUCAUUCGGAAUACUAUUGGUGAUCCAAUCUUGGCUUUUGCUGGAAAAAGGGAGGAUGCUUCGGUCCUUAGUAUGGAGCUUCUAGCUAUUCUUAGAGGGGUCUCCUUGUGCCUUGAAAAAGAUCUUCUAAAUGUGUCUAUCAGGUCUAACUCUAAAUUGGCAGUGGAUAUUCUAAAUGGUAAAAUCAUAUGCCCUUGGAGUGUACAGGUUUUAAAAAGUCGGAUUAUUUCUCUCUUCGACCAGUUGCAUCGCAAAGAAAUUCAGCAUGCAUGGAGAGAAGUGAAUCAACCUGCUGACUAUGUUGCGGCCAUUGAUGUUGGGAAUGGGGAAUCAAUCCUCUACCCUUUAGAUUUGCCAAGGGAGUUGUUGGAUUUGAUCUGA